This is a messenger RNA of Fusarium subglutinans, 585 nucleotides long. RefSeq lists its product as uncharacterized. The transcript has 3 exons. The record is from RefSeq and is a predicted model, not a curated record. Bases 1 to 585 code for a protein of 194 amino acids. NCBI's taxonomy places the organism in Eukaryota, Fungi, Ascomycota, Sordariomycetes, Hypocreales, Nectriaceae.
AUGAGCUCCCCAAUCCCCAUGCCAACAGCCCGCCAAGCGGAGUUGCAUGAUCGGUUCAAGCAAUAUCUCAAUCGCGAACGCCAGGGCCCUCCGAUCGAAGUACUAAAGGCGGCGAAAGCACUAGUCCAGGAGGAAGGCCUCAAUCCCUACCAUGCCGCACACUUGCACAUGAAACUGGCCGAAAUCCCCGAAAUGGGGCUUCACCAUGCCACAGAGGGCGUCAAAAUUCUCACACAGCUGAUAAAAACCAAUGACAGUGCGGACACCGAGAAGCAGUUGCAGGAGGCAACAAAAAUAAUGCUAGAAAGGCAAAAGGUCGAGACCGCCUGGAUCGAGAGCCAGAGUACAAGGCCAUUGGAGUGCAGAGCGGCGGCUUUGCGAAAUCGUUAUAUGGUUUUCUUUUACUCCCUCGAACAAGAUCAGUCAUCCCCCAGUGAACAGGAACAAAAGGAGCAGGACCCUUUCAUGGAUGACUCCAAUGUUAAAAGGGCGAGGACCGCCGAUUCGGGUGGUGAGAAGGAAUACAAGGAGCAGAAAGAGAAGGAAGAUUCGUAUGAAGAUGCAUGGGUAAUACUUGCUUUGUGA